Messenger RNA from Mytilus trossulus (common blue mussel), 1013 nucleotides. RefSeq lists its product as uncharacterized. The coding region runs from base 88 to 864 and encodes 258 amino acids. The transcript has 2 exons. The record is from RefSeq and is a predicted model, not a curated record. Lineage: Eukaryota; Metazoa; Mollusca; Bivalvia; Mytilida; Mytilidae.
UGUGUAUUGUGACGGAUAUAUGAUUCAUUUCAACAAUAAUGAAACUAUUUGCUCGCCGUGGAUAAACAGUUAACAGUGAUCUUUAAAAUGGCAUAUGUUGUACCAUCGGCGCCACCAGCCCAUGAUAAUCUAGCGUUACAAAUAGAAGAAGAUCUACUUUUAGAUUUCGAUGUUUACAAUCAAAAUAUUUACAAUGACACUGAUUCAGCAAAAAUGGCAUUACGCCAUCCGGAAUAUUACAAUCCUUUUUACCAUGACGAUUCGGUUGUUCCAGGAUCACCGUUUUCUGAAAAAUCUUUUCAAAGGACAUUUUCGAUACGAUCAAAACAGUCAGCUGGUUCUCACUAUACUCGACAGAUAAAUAUGUCUAUCGGCGAAGAAUGGGAAAAUCUUCACCAGACAUAUGAUACCCCUCGCCGACCAAUCACAUGUCCUCCUACACCCAAUAUACAUUUUGUGUUUACUCAGCCAUUAAGUCCAUGGUCAGAGAAACAAGAAUGUAUGGCACAAGAAGAAGUGGCAGAUGAACCUUUAAGAUAUUUUUUCAAUCGUUUAUCAGAAGAAGAACGAGUCGCUCCGAAGGACUAUGUAAUUCAGCCCAAUCCUCAUAAUAGGUGUAACCAUAAGAUACAUGCCGUGUUACAUUGUCCAUGUUUCUUUUUCUUCUGUUUGUUGUGUUGUUUACCGGGCGUUCAUUUCAUGGAGAGAUCUGAUGAGGAGUACAAGUCUGGUCAUGACGACAGAGCAAAGCAUGAUGGGAGAUGGUCGUCUGCUCUGUAUACACUAGGAGUCAUUGCUGCUGUUGUUUUUCUAUCAGGAUUGAUAUAUUUUUCAGUAUCUCUUGUCCAUGGCGAUGUGUCUUAAUAUUGUUUAAUGAUAAAGCCAGGUUAUGAUGAAAUGUAAAUGGUGUUUUGUUGUUUAAUGUGUACAUGCGUAUUUUUCAUCAAAGUAGAUACAGUGAAACAAACGUCUAUGAGACAUCAACCUGAAACGAUGCAUAUACCUGUAAAGAA